AUGUCGCUCGCGCUGCUGAAAGAAGCCCAGUCAAGGUCAUGCUUGCUGUCCCUGGGCCAUGGGCUUCGCGCUGUGCGCACACGGAGCUUUGCGACUGCUGCCGGACGGGUUGCCCUGAGCCCAUUAGAGCUGUAUAACACACUCGACUACGAAUCACAACUCCAAUCCCUCCGCGACGUCCGACGCUCGGCCAAACGACCCCUGACCCUCUCCGAGAAGGUCCUGUACAGCCAUCUGAUCCCGGGCGAAGAUGGCUGGUCUCUCGAGGAUAUCAGGCGGGGCAGGACGAUACUGCGCCUGCGGCCGGACCGGGUCGCCUGCCACGACGCCACGGCGACCAUGGCUCUCCUGCAGUUCAUCAGCGCCGGCCUCCCGCGCGUCCGGGUGCCGACCUCGGUGCACAGCGACCACCUGAUCGUGGCCGAAGUGGGAGCCGAGGCGGACCUCGCGCGGGCGGCCAGGGACCACAGGGAGGUCUACGACUUCCUCGGCAGCGCGGCGAGGAAAUACGGCAUCGGGUACUGGAAGCCCGGGGCGGGCAUCAUCCACACGACCGUCUUCGAGAACUACGCGUUCCCCGGCGGCCUCAUCAUCGGCACCGACUCGCACACGCCCAACGCCGGGGGCAUGGGCAUGCUGGGCGUCGGCGUGGGCGGUGCCGACGCCGUCGACGCCAUGUCCGGCAUGCCGUGGGAGCUGCCGUGUCCCGAGAUCGUGGGCGUCCGGCUGACCGGCGAGCUUCGGGGAUGGAGCUCGUCCAAGGACAUCAUCUGCAAGCUGGCGGGCAUCCUGACCGUGUCCGGGGGCAAGGGCAAGAUCAUCGAGUUCUUCGGCCCCGGCACCGACACGCUGGGGGCGACGGCCAUGGCGACGGUCUGCAACAUGUCUGCCGAGAUCGGCUCUACGUCGUGUGUGUUUCCCUACUCCGGGGCCAUGUCGAGAUACCUGUCAGCGACGAAACGCGCAGACAUCGCGGCAUACGCCGACAUCUACAAGCAGGAGCUUCUCGUGGCAGACGCGGGCAGUGACGUACACUACGACGAUGUCAUCGAGAUCGACCUGUCAACGCUCGAGCCUCACAUCAACGGCCCCUUCACCCCGGACCUGGCCCAUCCGCUGUCCAAGUUCAAGCAGCGAGUGGAGGAGAACUCGUGGCCUUCGGGACUGAGCUGCAGCAUGGUGGGGAGCUGCACCAACAGCUCGUACGAAGACCUCGAAAAGGUCCGGCAUCUCGUCGUCCAGGCGCGGGAGGCCGGCUUGCGGAGGACCAAGACGCCCUUCCUAGUCAGCCCCGGCAGCGAACAGAUCCGCGCGACGGCCGAGGCGGCGGGGAUCCUCGACACCCUGCGGCAGGCCGGCGCCACCGUCCUCAGCAACUCGUGCGGGCCUUGUGUCGGGCAAUGGGACCGCAGGGACGUCGACGUCGCCGGGGCCGAGAGGAACUCGGUCGUGUCGAGCUUCAACAGGAACUUCACCGGCCGCCACGACGGCAACCCGGCGACGCACUCUUUCGUCACCUCGCCGGAGCUCGCUGUCGCUUUCGCAUUCGCCGGUAGACUCACCUUCAACCCGGUCACCGAUGCCAUCCCUGUACCUCUUGGCAGUACCCCUGGCGAGUCUGCUGCUACUGCUACUACUACCCCUUUCCGGUUCUCCCCACCAGAGGCUGAUGAACUCCCCACCGUCUUCUCCCCCGGAGCCGACCGCUUCCAGCCCCCGGUCAUGUCCGACACGUCGGAUCUGAAGGUCAGCAUCCGCCCGGGCAGCGACAGGCUCCAGCUCCUGACGCCCUUCGAGCCCUGGAAGGCCGGACGGACCAACGACAUGAGCAUCCUGGUCAAGGUCCGCGGCAAGUGCACGACGGACCACAUCUCCCCGGCCGGCCCGUGGUACAAGUACCGCGGGCACCUCGAGAACAUCAGCAACAACACGCUCCUCGGCGCCACCAACGCCUUCCUCCCCGACGCCGGUUCGCUGCGGAUGAUCGGGAGGGCCAGGGACCCCGUCGACGGGCGGAUCAAGCCGGUGCCCGAGGCGGCGCGCAGCAUCCGGGCCACGGGCGCCGGGUGGUGCAUCGUCGGCGACGCCAACUACGGCGAGGGCAGCUCGCGCGAGCACGCGGCCCUCGCGCCGCGGCACCUGGGCUGCGUCGCCGUCGUCGCCCGGAGCUUCGCGCGCAUCCACGAGGCGAACCUCAAGAAGCAGGGCGUGCUGCCCCUCACGUUCGGCGACCCGGCCGACUACGCGCGCAUCGGGGACGGCGACCGCGUCUCGCUGGUGGGCGUCGAGGACGGGGAGCUGCGGCCCGGGAGCCCGGUCGUCAUGGAGGUUGUCGUCGCGAGGAGCGGCGCGCGGUGGAGGGCGGCGCUGGAGCACUCUUUCGAGGAGAACCAGAUCGAGUGGCUGAGGGCGGGCAGCGCGUUGAACUACAUCAAGCGAGCUGCUGCUGCCGCCCUUGGACCGGGAGCGUGA
Molecule: messenger RNA, 2472 nt
Organism: Colletotrichum higginsianum IMI 349063
Lineage: Eukaryota; Fungi; Ascomycota; Sordariomycetes; Glomerellales; Glomerellaceae
Product: Aconitate hydratase, mitochondrial
Exons: 2
Coding region: 1-2472 (823 amino acids)
Biological process (GO): tricarboxylic acid cycle
Cellular component (GO): cytosol; mitochondrion
Molecular function (GO): 4 iron, 4 sulfur cluster binding; aconitate hydratase activity
Source: RefSeq, a predicted model, not a curated record